AUGAACACCAAUACCGUCGACCCGACCAGAAGUGUUCCAACGCUGGCAAACAUAUCAGGGAUUUUGAAAAGACAAGAUAAUGCAGAUAAGGAUGAACGUAUUCUUCUUUUAGAGCAACAACUCGAGACGUUAAGAGGAGAACUACACCAAGGAAGGGACCUCGCACAUCCAUCCGUGGCUACUCAACGACGUCCACCUAUUUUUUCAUCACUAGAAUCUCCAAUACCUAAACAAUAUCAGUCAGCACAACCUCCCUUAACAACUAUUGGCUUAACAAAUCCAUCAUCCCCAUUCACACCCAUCAACUCUCAUAGGUUUCCUUAUUUCACCCCACAUCCCAAUGUUGUCACAUCUUCUCGUGAUAUUCAACAAAUAAAUUAUGCUACCUUUCGAGAACUAUAUAUGUCUCCAAUAUGUGUGACUGAGACACCCACUUUCACCAUACCUGCUAAAAGUAGGUUUUUGAUGAAUUCAAGGACGAAAGAACAAAACGACAUAAUCGUAAACAAGCUACGUCAUCUAAAGCAGGCGAUGACAGACCUCCAAGAAACUCAAGUCAACGAGCAUUUGGACUAUGAAGAUUUAUGUAUCCAUCCAGAUGUUGAUUUGCCAGUCGGGUUCAAGCCACCUAAGUUUUGCUUGUUUAAUGAAAUCGGUGAUCCUCAUACUUAUUUAAGAGCAUAUUCUAAUAAAUUUUUCGGGAUUGGCAAUAAUGAGAAGCUCAUAAUGAAGUUGUUCAUUAGAAGUUUGUCUGGUGAGGCUCUCGCUUGGUACACCAAACAAGACCCUUGUCAUUGGCUUAAAUGGAGUAACAUGGCUAAAGACUUUAUGAAUCGUUUUAAGUUUAAUACAGAAAUCGCACCUGAUCGACUUUCCCUCAUUAGUAUACAGAAGAAGCCCUCAGAAUCAUUCCAGGAAUAUGCUCGAUGA
Molecule: messenger RNA, 930 nt
Organism: Capsicum annuum
Lineage: Eukaryota; Viridiplantae; Streptophyta; Magnoliopsida; Solanales; Solanaceae
Exons: 1
Coding region: 1-930 (309 amino acids)
Source: RefSeq, a predicted model, not a curated record